AUGGAGCGAGGGAUGGAAUCAGAGGCCUUUUACGGUCUGAGUGCUCGUGGAUGGGACGGAAGCGAAGUCAGCCUUGGAUCGUUCAGAGGGUGCGUUAUUAUGAUUGCUAAUGUUGCGUCGUCAUGCAAGUUUGCUGAAAGCAACUACAAGAGCUUUGCGGGUCUUCUUGAUAAGUUCUACAGGAAAGGGCUAAGGAUUCUUUUGUUUCCCUGCAAUCAGUAUCUGGGCCAGGAGUCAAGGCCCAUUGAGGAAAUACGCGGAGAGGUGUCUAAGAAGUAUUCGGACAGGUUUGUGGUUUUUGACAAAGUCGAUGUUUUUGGGAAAGGAGCUCAUCCCGUGUUCAGGCAUCUUGUCAAUACCAAAAACGGAAAGGGGAGGCUCGGAAAUUUCAUUAAGUGGAACUUUACAAAAUUCCUCGUUGAUCGUAAGGGAUGUGUUGUUAAGAGGUUUGGGCCAAGCGAUAUUGUCAAGGAGGAUGACGAGAAUCUCUUGAGGAGUAUUGAGGAUGGGGAGAAUGGCAUGCAGAACUCCUGA
Messenger RNA from Encephalitozoon cuniculi GB-M1, 534 nucleotides. RefSeq names its product glutathion peroxidase. The transcript has a single exon. The record is from RefSeq and is marked provisional. Gene Ontology annotation, molecular function: glutathione peroxidase activity. Gene Ontology annotation, biological process: response to oxidative stress. The coding region runs from base 1 to 534 and encodes 177 amino acids. Lineage: Eukaryota; Fungi; Microsporidia; Unikaryonidae.